This is a messenger RNA of Amblyraja radiata (thorny skate), 4819 nucleotides long. RefSeq names its product hemicentin-2-like. Bases 155 to 4819 code for a protein of 1554 amino acids. Lineage: Eukaryota; Metazoa; Chordata; Chondrichthyes; Rajiformes; Rajidae. The record is from RefSeq and is a predicted model, not a curated record. The transcript has 19 exons.
CCUGACGCCAAGGGAAGUCCCCUGCUCUUCCAGACGGGGUUAUAAAGCGGGGCGGCGGAGCCCAGGCUCACAGCUCCAGAGCCUGACGCCCCUUGCAGAAGUGAAGUCAACCUCGGCUUGUGUGUGUGUGUGUGUGUCCGAGUGCAGCUGAACCAUGACGGGAGGGAGAUGUGACCCAGCCGCUACAAUUACUCUUGCAUUGAUGCUCGCUACAGGAUCCGCCUUCAAUUUGGAGUUAAACCCGGCUAGAAAGGUGUGGGCUCGUAUCGGGGACUCGCUGGAGUUGAACUGUGUGGCGAAGAGCUGCUCGUCUCCGACCUUCACGUGGAGAAUCGGCACCGAUAACCCCCUGGGCGGAACAAUCACAACUCGGGGCUCGGUGUCCACAUUCACCAUCUCCGCGGUUACCCCGCAGAACCAACACAAGUACACUUGUUCCGCAAAAUGCGGCGCAGAAGAAAAACGAAAAUAUGCCGACAUCAAUAUAUUCUCUCUGUCCGACACACUCAUCGUGGAGACAGUGGGCAGCCUGGAAGUUGGCCAGAGAGGCUCUGUGAGAUGUACGGUCCCCAAAGUCUACCCUGCUCUAGUGGAGGUGGAGUGGCUGAAAGGAACAACGUUGCUGAAGACCGACAGCUUCCGUGCCUACACGGAGGUAGAAACGGCGAUGAACUUCACCUACGAACUGACGGCCGAAUUGCGAGACUCAGGACAAGAGCUGACAUGCCGAGUGCAAUUACUCACGGAGAACCAACCACGCAAGGCCGAGGGGACGCUGACGUUACAGGUUCACUAUGCCCCCACAGAGAUUGACAUUACUGCAGAGCCCUCUGCCACAGUGAGAGAGGGUCAGGAUGUUCGGCUAACCUGUGCUGCAGACAGCAGCCCCGCUGCCACAAUUGUGUGGAGCAAGUUAUCCGCCGGCAACUGGUCAGUCGUGGCCGAGGAUCGAGCGAUUCUGCACCUGUCACCGGCCCUGUUCGGGGACACGGGAAUGUACCGCUGUGAAGCCGGCAAUAAACUGGGGACAAGCACCAAGGAGGUGGAAUUCCACGUUCAAGGUAGCCCCAGGGACACCACUCUCUCCAUCACCCCCUCUGCUGUGAAGGAAGGAGACAGGGUCACGUUCAGCUGCACAACCCAGUCCAACCCCCCUGCCCAGCUUGUACUGAGGAGGCAGUCAUCGAGCCGAUGGAGCGAGCUAGACUUUGAGAAUGGGACAUUGACAAUCCGUGAUGUCCAGCCAGCUGAUGCAGGGCUGUAUCAAUGUGAGGCCAUUAAUGCUCUGGGGAAGCAGAUCAACAUCACCAAACUCCAGGUUCAAGGUAGCCCCAGGGACACCACUCUCUCCAUCACCCCCUCUGCUGUGAAGGAAGGAGACAGGGUCAUGUUCAGCUGCACAACCCAGUCCAACCCCCCUGCCCACCUUGUACUGAGGAGGCAGUCAUCGAGCGGAUGGAGCGAGCUAGACUCUGAGAAUGGGACAUUGACAAUCCAUGAUGUCCAGCCAGCUGAUGCAGGGCUGUAUCAAUGUGAGGCCAUUAAUGCUCUGGGGAAGCAGAUCAACAUCACCAAACUCCAGGUUCAAGGUAGCCCCAGGGACACCACUCUCUCCAUCACCCCCUCUGCUGUGAAGGAAGGAGACAGGGUCACGUUCAGCUGCACAACCCAGUCCAACCCCCCUGCCCAGCUUGUACUGAAGAGGCAGUCAUCGAGCGGAUGGAGCGAGCUAGACUCUGAGAAUGGGACAUUGACAAUCCGUGAUGUCCAGCCAGCUGAUGCAGGGUGGUAUCAAUGUGAGGCCAUUAAUGCUCUGGGGAAGCAGAUCAACAUCACCAAACUCCAGGUUCAAGGUAGCCCCAGGGACACCACUCUCUCCAUCACUCCCUCUGCUGUGAAGGAAGGAGACAGGGUCACGUUCAGCUGCACAACCCAGUCCAACCCCCCUGCCCACCUUGUACUGAGGAGGCAGUCAUCGAGCGGAUGGAGCAAGCUAGACUCUGAGAAUGGGACAUUGACAAUCCGUGAUGUCCAGCCAGCUGAUGCAGGGCUGUAUCAAUGUGAGGCCAUUAAUGCUCUGGGGAAGCAGAUCAACAUCACCAAACUCCAGGUUCAAGGUAGCCCCAGGGACACCACUCUCUCCAUCACCCCCUCUGCUGUGAAGGAAGGAGACAGGGUCACGUUCAGCUGCACAACCCAGUCCAACCCCCCUGCCCAGCUUGUACUGAGGAGGCAGUCAUCGAGCGGAUGGAGCGAGCUAGACUCUGAGAAUGGGACAUUGACAAUCCGUGAUGUCCAGCCAGCUGAUGCAGGGCUGUAUCAAUGUGAGGCCAUUAAUGCUCUGGGGAAGCAGAUCAACAUCACCAAACUCCAGGUUCAAGGUAGCCCCAGGGACACCACUCUCUCCAUCACCCCCUCUGCUGUGAAGGAAGGAGACAGGGUCACGUUCAGCUGCACAACCCAGUCCAACCCCCCUGCCCACCUUGUACUGAGGAGGCAGUCAUCGAGCGGAUGGAGCAAGCUAGACUCUGAGAAUGGGACAUUGACAAUCCGUGAUGUCCUGCCAGCUGAUGCAGGGCUGUAUCAAUGUGAGGCCAUUAAUGCUCUGGGGAAGCAGAUCAACAUCACCAAACUCCAGGUUCAAGGUAGCCCCAGGGACACCACUCUCUCCAUCACCCCCUCUGCUGUGAAGGAAGGAGACAGGGUCACGUUCAGCUGCACAACCCAGUCCAACCCCCCUGCCCACCUUGUACUGAGGAGGCAGUCAUCGAGCGGAUGGAGCAAGCUAGGCUCUGAGAAUGGGACAUUGACAAUCCAUGAUGUCCAGCCAGCUGAUGCAGGGCUGUAUCAAUGUGAGGCCAUUAAUGCUCUGGGGAAGCAGAUCAACAUCACCAAACUCCAGGUUCAAGGUGGCCCCAGGGACACCACUCUCUCCAUCACCCCCUCUGCUGUGAAGGAAGGAGACAGGGUCACGUUCAGCUGCACAACCCAGUCCAACCCCCCUGCCCAGCUUGUACUGAGGAGGCAGUCAUCGAGCGGAUGGAGCGAGCUAGACUCUGAGAAUGGGACAUUGACAAUCCGUGAUGUCCAGCCAGCUGAUGCAGGGCUGUAUCAAUGUGAGGCCAUUAAUGCUCUGGGGAAGCAGAUCAACAUCACCAAACUCCAGGUUCAAGGUGGCCCCAGGGACACCACUCUCUCCAUCACCCCCUCUGCUGUGAAGGAAGGAGACAGGGUCACGCUCAGCUGCACAACCCAGUCCAACCCCCCUGCCCACCUUGUACUGAGGAGGAAUUCAUCGAGGGGAUGGAGCGAGCUAGACUCUGAGAAUGGGACAUUGACAAUCCGUGAUGUCCAGCCAGCUGAUGCAGGGCUGUAUCAAUGUGAGGCCAUUAAUGCUCUGGGGAAGCAGAUCAACGUCACCAAACUCCAGGUUCAAGGUGGCCCCAGGGACACCACUCUCUCCAUCACCCCCUCUGCUGUGAAGGAAGGAGACAGGGUCACGUUCAGCUGCACAACCCAGUCCAACCCCCCUGCCCAGCUUGUACUGAGGAGGAAUUCAUCGAGCGGUUGGAGCGAGCUAGACUCUGAGAAUGGGACAUUGACAAUCCGUGAUGUCCAGCCAGCUGAUGCAGGGCUGUAUCAAUGUGAGGCCAUUAAUGCUCUGGGGAAGCAGAUCAACAUCACCAAACUCCAGGUUCAAGGUAGCCCCAGGGACACCACUCUCUCCAUCACUCCCUCUGCUGUGAAGGAAGGAGACAGGGUCACGUUCAGCUGCACAACCCAGUCCAACCCCCCUGCCCAGCUUGUACUGAGGAGGAAUUCAUCGAGCGGAUGGAGCGAGCUAGACUCUGAGAAUGGGACAUUGACAAUCCGUGAUGUCCAGCCAACUGAUGCAGGGUGGUAUCAAUGUGAGGCCAUUAAUGCUCUGGGGAAGCAGAUCAACAUCACCAAACUCCAGGUUCAAGGUGGCCCCAGGGACACCACUCUCUCCAUCACCCCCUCUGCUGUGAAGGAAGGAGACAGGGUCACGUUCAGCUGCACAACCCAGUCCAACCCCCCUGCCCAGCUUGUACUGAGGAGGAAUUCAUCGAGCGGAUGGAGCGAGCUAGACUCUGAGAAUGGGACAUUGACAAUCCGUGAUAUCCAGCCAACUGAUGCAGGGUGGUAUCAAUGUGAGGCCAUUAAUGCUCUGGGGAAGCAGAUCAACAUCACUAAACUCCAGGUUCAAGGUGGCCCCAGGGACACUACCCUCUCCAUCACCCCCUCUGCUGUGAAGGAAGGAGACAGGGUCACGUUCAGCUGCACAACCCAGUCCAACCCCCCUGCCCAGCUUGUACUGAGGAGGAAUUCAUCGAGCGGAUGGAGCGAGCUAGACUCUGAGAAUGGGACAUUGACAAUCCGUGAUAUCCAGCCAACUGAUGCAGGGUGGUAUCAAUGUGAGGCCAUUAAUGCUCUGGGGAAGCAGAUCAACAUCACUAAACUCCAGGUUCAAGGUGGCCCCAGGGACACUACCCUCUCCAUCACCCCCUCUGCUGUGAAGGAAGGAGACAGGGUCACGUUCAGCUGCACAACCCAGUCCAACCCCCCUGCCCAGCUUGUACUGAGGAGGAAUUCAUCGAGCGGAUGGAGCGAGCUAGACUCUGAGAAUGGGACAUUGACAAUCCGUGAUGUCCAGCCAGCUGAUGCUGGGCUCUAUCAAUGUGAGGCCAUUAAUGCUCUGGGGAAGCAGAUCAACAUCACCAAACUCCAGGUUCAAGGUAUUCCCAGGAAUCAGUGGAAAUGUGACAUCCUUUCAAGCACGUUUGAAAACUAUCCCUGA